Messenger RNA from Dalotia coriaria, 1355 nucleotides. Its product is annotated as ubiquitin-like protein 7. The transcript is spliced from 3 exons. Gene Ontology annotation, molecular function: polyubiquitin modification-dependent protein binding. The coding region runs from base 34 to 1194 and encodes 386 amino acids. The record is from RefSeq and is a predicted model, not a curated record. Gene Ontology annotation, cellular component: cytosol. Gene Ontology annotation, biological process: ubiquitin-dependent protein catabolic process. NCBI's taxonomy places the organism in Eukaryota, Metazoa, Arthropoda, Insecta, Coleoptera, Staphylinidae.
AAAUAUCAAAACCAAAACACUAACAUAACCUGUAUGAAAUCAGCUAAACGAAAAGUCAUCUUUCUUAAACAAGUGAAGAAAAGAUUAAUUAUGAGUGCUACAGCUGUCCUAGCAAUACGACUUGAUAAGAAGUUAGAAAAUCGUGUGAAAGUCGAUGUGGAUCUCGAAGAAAAAAUCAGUUUACUCAGAGAACAAGCCAGCAAAACUGUUCAGCGACCAGUGCAAGACUUAGAUUUGGUCUAUGCUGGAGCAGAAUUAGAAGAUCAACACACCCUAGCAUUCUACAGCUUUAAAUCCGGUCGCACCAUUCAUGUUCUCACAAAAGACAAACCUAAACCUUUAAGGGUGCCGAAACCUUUAUCAGAUGCUGAUAUGCAACGAUUUCUUAGUGCUAUGGAAGAAUAUGGACAUAAAAACUUUGUACAGAAAUUUCCAAGAAAAGAAGCAAUCACAAAGCUCCUCGCCGCUGUGCCAGACAUCUACGACGACACAGCAGCCCUGGGCCUGCUCAACGACCCCGAAAUGAUAGUUCUCUUUUCAGACCCCGAAGUCCUGCGCAAAGUCCUCGAUUCCCACCCAAUAAUCGCCGAAGUCCUGCCGAUAAUCACCACCUACCUGCGUGAAAACCCAAUCACCCCAAGCUCCAGCUCCACUUCCAAUCAAGCCUCCACAAGCACAGCCAACGCAUACUCACUAGAAUCCCUCUCAGACGAUGAAGACAUGGACAACAACCCGCUGCCUACAACAAACAACGAUACAACACGCGAAGGAAACGCCUCAGCACCUCGAAAUUCAUCAUACGUUGCGAUAACAACCGAACAACUCUCCGCAGCGCUCGCAAACGCCAGAAAUUUCAGCUCGACAGACACAAAUUCAUCAUCGGCAUCUGCUUCGAAUGCAAAUCAUACAUCCCCACCGAUUAUCACGAAUGAAAUGUUUGGUAAUGCAUUACAACAAGCUUUUACAAGUGUAAACAACACUAACAGUAGUAAUACAACACCAAGAAAUAAUCCAAUCGUCGAUGAUGAAAGUUUAGAGAGUUUACGCACACGUCUCCAGCCACAAUUACAACAAAUGCGCGACAUGGGCUUGUUGGAUGAGACGCAAAACAUCCGAGCUUUACAAUUGACAUCCGGUGAUGUCCAGGCGGCAGUCGAGAUGGUUUUCGGCAACGAUAUCGAUAUGAACUUUUAAUUUCGGUUACAACUUGCACACAUUCCACAAACAAACAGAACAGAACUUCUUUCAUAAAUCGGUGCAAUUGCAGCUGUUUAAUUUAUAUAUAACAAUUGUAUAUUGAUAAGAGAUAAAAAUAAAGGAACUAAUUUGAUUACUCGAUUAAAAUCACACAAGAA